Molecule: messenger RNA, 2020 nt
Organism: Astrephomene gubernaculifera
Lineage: Eukaryota; Viridiplantae; Chlorophyta; Chlorophyceae; Chlamydomonadales; Astrephomenaceae
Source: the annotation of a GenBank genome assembly
CUGGAUUUUCUCAACAGCAACUUGGUGGCCGCCGACGAAGACCUGCAAGCAAAGGCGCGUGUGUCGCAAAUGCAAUUCCAGCUGGCAAACGCGGAGGCGCGUGUGGAGGCGGCGGAGCGGGCAGCAUUGGCUGCUGCUGCGGAGCGGCACCAGAUGGAAGCCCGUCUGGCGCGCGCCCUUGCUGAAAGCAGUGAGGGGCGGGCGAUGGUGAUGGAGCUGUCAGCAGAGAUAGCAAGGUACCGCGAGGAGGUUGAACGCGUGCAAUCCAGGCUCAUCGCCAAGCAGGCGCUUAUAGACGCGCAGGAGGUGCAGAGAGCGACGGCGCAGAACGCGCAGAUGCAGGCGGAACCGGCAGCAGCGCCCGACCAGCACCAGUUGCGGCCCUGCGACAGCUUCGCCGUGGAGAUCGAGGACGAAGACGCCGUCGAGGGCUUCAUGGAGGGCUGCAUCUGGGGCGUCGGACUGGGCGCCUUACGCAGCCCUGUCUCUGGCGUCUCGGUCGCUCAUCGGGCCGGGGACGGGCUGUCUUCCCCGAUACCCCCCGUGGGUCUGGCGCUUGCAGCAGCAGAUGGGGACGCCGCUGGAUCAGUCGUCGCUGGACCCUCACCACAGCCCCGGACACCCUUGCGGCGCUUUGGCCAGGUUGACCUGACUGGCAGCACAUUGCACCUGGAAGCAGCGGGGUCAGACCUGCUGGAGCUCAUGGCAGCCAGGUGGCACGGAAGCCCCAGCAGGCCGGGCAGCAUGCCUGCGGGUGAAGCCCCCACCGCUGCUGCGAACGCUGACGUCAUCACGCCAUCCACUGCGCCCAACCCGCAGGCGUAGUCAGCGGCGUUGGUAGCACGGACGUGUAGGAGGAGCGUCCGAGACGUGUAAGGCUGUGCGGGCAACAUGCGUAUCUGUCGCAAUUGGGACUCAAGAGCAUUUGAGCAGCAUUGUUAAGCAAGGCCAUGGGUCUCGUGUCCAUACCACUUCUAGGAGAGGCACCCUGUGACUACCGGGUUGCUGACGCUUUAAUGACAUAUGGGUAUUCGAGAUAUUCCUUUGUAGGCUGACUUGCCGUCCGGGGUUUUGGUAGGAUUGGUUGGCCGUAGGGUUGGUUCGCAGCGUGCGAGAGGAAGCACGCGAAGACUGGCUCGUGUGCCUUGACGAGUACGAGUGGUGGUUUUGGCGUGUAUGGACUAACGUACGUAGGGUGGCAAUCCAGUUAAUGGCGCAGCCUGAAACUGUGUUCGUAACAUGACAACAACGCUGUUCUUGCGCUGUCAGGCACUGACGAUGCUUUCAUAUGGUGGGAUUUUGGUAGGUGACAGGUGAGCAGUCCGACUGCAAGUGUGGGAUGCCCAGCUGCCUUGGCCUAGUACUAAUAGGUAUGCUGGUUUGGGUUCUUGUAGGCGUGCAGAUUGUAUGGCCAUUGACCAUUCGUAGUCUAGUGACGCAUUUACUUCGCAAAAUACAGUUUUCUGCGUGCUUGCCUGCUAUUCGCACUUCGUGUUAUCAUCUGGACAGGGACUCGUAUUUCGUCGUUUUUACGGAUAUAGAGCCUUAACUUAGUACUUCUUACCCCCGCGAUACUCAAUGGUACGUGCUUUUGCUUACUGGUAUAGUGCAGAUGUGUUAAAAAAUUAAGCUUAUUAGGACAAAUCAAUGCUGGCACCUUAACCACGGGGGCCCUUAGUCAGCACUCUAGACUGUAGUGUUUAGUCAUUUCCUGUUACCCUUGGUCGCCUUCGGCUUUCAUGCUCUUGUUGAAGAGCUGCACAUAGCUGUGUUGUACUCAAUAGAUUUCACUCUCAUGCGCCUCGGCAUCCAUGCGGACCCAUGGGUCGCACCUUUCAUGAGAAUUCGUGCGUGAGUGUACAGGUUAGUGUAUGUGCUGACAAUUCCAUUUAGUUCUAUAGCAAAGGGGUGGAUAGCAAUGUUUGUUGAGCCUCCGCGAUAUGCUGCUCAAGUGGCACCCGUGUCCAGCAUGUGCUGGCCAACUGGCACCUAUGUUGAGGCAGCCCGUGUGCAUUCACCC